Messenger RNA from Trichoplusia ni (cabbage looper), 540 nucleotides. RefSeq lists its product as uncharacterized. Gene Ontology annotation, biological process: mitochondrial translation. Bases 106 to 480 code for a protein of 124 amino acids. The transcript has a single exon. Gene Ontology annotation, cellular component: nucleoplasm; mitochondrial ribosome; mitochondrion. The record is from RefSeq and is a predicted model, not a curated record. NCBI's taxonomy places the organism in Eukaryota, Metazoa, Arthropoda, Insecta, Lepidoptera, Noctuidae. Gene Ontology annotation, molecular function: RNA binding.
GUCAAGUUAUUUUAGUGCUAUUGGACGUAACUAUAACCUCACUUUUAUCAGUGGUGAAAAAUAUUAUUUUGUUUAUAGAAGAUUUAGAAUAUUUAAAAAGCUAAAAUGAGGUUGCACCCUAUUUUGUUUGCGGGCCCAUCGCAGAAAAGUGCGAGGGCACCACAAAGAGAACCAGUUCCAUUCAAAAUGUUGUUACCUUUGGAGCUGAAGAAAACUGUAUCUGGUAAAGGAGAUAAGUUGAAAGAGGCAGCUUGUAUGCAAGAAAUGGCUGUUAUGUUUGCCUGUUUCAAGAAAUCCGAGUUCGACCAGCAACAGUGCCUGAAGGAAGUCGCAGCUUUUAAGGGAUGUUACAAAGAGUACAGCGAGAGAAUGUCGUCGCAAAGAGAAUUAGGCAAGAAAGGUAUUCUCGUCCCUGGAGAGAAGAAACUGACUCAUAGACAACUAAACCAGCUAUUAAAAUCUUUCCCUCCAAAGAAAUAGUGAUAUUGAUUUGAAAUUUGUAUUUAUAAUUAAUUUUAGAAAUAAAUAGUUAAUGUUACA